This is a messenger RNA of Eimeria acervulina, 897 nucleotides long. Its product is annotated as Mitochondrial presequence protease (Precursor), related , related. Gene Ontology annotation, molecular function: metal ion binding. The record is from RefSeq and is a predicted model, not a curated record. The transcript is spliced from 2 exons. The annotation marks the transcript as partial. Lineage: Eukaryota; Apicomplexa; Conoidasida; Eucoccidiorida; Eimeriidae. Gene Ontology annotation, biological process: protein processing.
GCGGAGUCGGAUUGGGGUCCAGUGCACGCGCGUCUGCAAUCACUGCGACAUCGUUUGCUUCGACGCGAGAACUUAUUAAUAAAUGUAACAGGAGACAGCGAAAGUUUGUUUGAUGCUUUAGAGGGACACGGCAGAGCUGCUUUAUUAGAUUUUAUACAAUCUGUUCCAGAGGGGAGACCGUACACUCUAACAGGAGGAGACACCCGAGAGGUGCUCCUCACUAGAAGAAGCGAUAGACAGCCCAAGUGGGCAGACGAAGCGGAGCAGCAGCAGCUGCUGCAGCAGCAAAGCCGCAGCACUGCCUUCCUCCUGCCUGCGCAGGUGAGCGACCUGUCUCUGUCUCUCCCGCUGUCUCCUCCGGGGUCUCCCUAUUUAGGCUCAGAUGCUGUAGGUGUGUCUCGUGUAGAUUUAUUGUUUAUAUUAAAACAAAUAAGAGAAGUAGGAGGUGCUUAUGGGGGUUGGGCUCGGUAUACAGCUGAUGGUUUAUUAUCAUUUUUAAGUUAUAGAGACCCUAAAGCUGCGGAGACACUUGAGAUAUUCAGAUCUGCUGCUGCAUUUGCUGAGAGCUGGGUUGAGUCCAUUGCUGAUGAAGAAGAAGAGAGAGCGCUGCUAGAAGCAGUCCUUCCUGUUAUAUCCCUUCUUGAUUUUCCUGUCUCUGUAGAGGCAAAGGGUUUAAAGAGCUUAGAGCAGCUGCUUAAUGCUGAGCAGCCUAUACACCGCAGCAGGUAUAGACAUCAAAUCUUGAGUACCAGCAGACAAGACCUCAGAGAAUUUGCUGCUAAAAUGGAGGAGUGCUUAGCUGCUGCACCUCAGGCUCUAGUUCUUAUAGGGCCUCCUGCUGCUGCUGCUGCUGCUGCAGACAAAGGUGAGGAGCUGCAGCAUAUUACUGUCAAUUAA